CGUGCUCCUCAUCAGUCAUCAAGCUCGGGAAAUCUACAGGUACGAUUUUUGAUAACAUCAGAAGCCUUAUCGGACAAACUAUAAUUUUUUUUGUCAAAAUCUUCGUCAAAAAAUCCAUAAUCAAUAAUCUGUGUUUGUUUAAAAGAUACCUGCCUCAAACAUUGCCUUACUUUUAGCUACACCAUCUCUAAAAAUUGACCUUCCCGUUCGCAUUUCCAUGGCGGGUUCGGACUCUAUAAAUACUUCCAUUCGAUCUUACGAAUCUACAUUCCCCUUCCGAUUCUCAUUUUUGAGUUGGGACGAUCCCAACUACUCUCACCCCAACACCCUCAACAAUGGCUUCUCCCAGACCAAUUUUCUGCAUUCUUUUCCUCUUCUUUUCCCUCUCAUCCGCACUCGACAUGUCGAUUGUUAAAUACAAUGAAAAUCAUAAAAUGGGCUCCCAGGAUGAUAUCAUGGCGUUGUACGAAUCGUGGCUUGUGAAACACGGGAAGGUGUAUAAUGCUUUGGGCGAGAAGGAGAAGCGCUUCGCGAUUUUCAAGGAUAACUUGAGGUUUAUUGAGGAGCAUAAUUCUGUAGACCGGUCGUAUAAACUUGGCUUGAACCAAUUUGCUGAUUUGACGAAUGAAGAGUACCGGUCCAUGUUUGUGGGAGGGAGAAUGGAGAGGAAAACCCGGCUGGUGAAGGGUGGGCAAAGUGAUCGAUACGUCUUUAAGGCCGGCGAGGAGUUUCCUGAUUCUGUUGACUGGAGAGAAAAAGGCGCCGUCGCUCCGGUCAAGAAUCAAGGCCAUUGUGGGAGUUGCUGGGCAUUCUCUACGAUUGCUGCUGUUGAAGGAAUAAAUAAGAUUGUAACGGGCGAGCUGAUAACUUUGUCUGAGCAAGAGCUGGUUGAUUGUGAUAAGAUGUAUAACCAGGGAUGCAAUGGGGGUCUAAUGGACUAUGCCUUUGAUUUCAUCACUAAAAAUGGUGGCAUUGACAGUGAGGAAGAUUACCCUUACAGAGCACUAGAUGGCAGGUGUGACCAAUCUCGGAAAAAUGCUCGGGUUGUCUCUAUUAAUGGUUAUGAAGAUGUUCCGGAAAAUGAUGAACAGUCACUCAAGAAGGCUGUGGCGCAUCAACCAGUUAGUGUUGCCAUUGAAGCUGGGGGCAGGGCUUUCCAACUAUAUCAGUCGGGUGUCUUCACAGGAACCUGUGGAACCGAACUAGAUCAUGGUGUUGUUGCUGUUGGAUAUGGUACAGACAACGGAAUAGAUUACUGGACCGUGAGGAAUUCAUGGGGCCCAAGUUGGGGAGAGAACGGAUACAUUAGGCUUCACCGCAAUGUGGUUAAUACCACCACUGGGAAGUGUGGGAUUGCAAUGGAGGCCUCAUACCCCGUCAAGACCGGUCCGAACCCUCCUAAUCCUGGCCCAUCUCCUCCAGCUCCAGUGAAACCUCCCACGGUGUGUGAUGAUUACUACACAUGUCCUAAGGGAAGCACCUGCUGCUGCGUGUACCAGUUUGACGACUUCUGCUUCGGCUGGGGAUGCUGCCCUUUCGAGUCUGCUACCUGCUGUGAUGACCACUACAGCUGCUGCCCACAUGACUAUCCUGUCUGUGAUGUUGAAGUUGGGACUUGCCUGAUGAGCAAGGGCAACCCGAUGGGCAUAAAAGCAUCGAAACGAAGCCCUGCUAUGCCAAACUGGGCUCAUCUGCAGGCUGGUCGGAAGGUCACCAGCCUAUGAUUAAGAGCCAUGUUUGGUAUACAAUGUUCGUUGACAACAUGCCACUAUGAUUAAGAACCAUGUUUGGUAUACAAUGUUCGUUAACAACAUACCAUGUGGCAUGUUGUUAUUGGACAAUUUGAAAAAUCGUUUGUUUUUUUAACUGACAGUUUUUUGACACGUCAACAUUGUCAACCAAUGUUAUCAUCCAAUAUUGUACAAAUAGUAUAAUUGCUGUGAUUAAUUCUCUAAAUAUUUAGGUUGUGGGUGAUUGAAAAGUUUACGAUAUGGGAUUGAGUUUAUUUCUUGAUGA
Messenger RNA from Olea europaea var. sylvestris, 2016 nucleotides. RefSeq names its product low-temperature-induced cysteine proteinase-like. The record is from RefSeq and is a predicted model, not a curated record. Bases 336 to 1724 code for a protein of 462 amino acids. Gene Ontology annotation, molecular function: cysteine-type endopeptidase activity. NCBI's taxonomy places the organism in Eukaryota, Viridiplantae, Streptophyta, Magnoliopsida, Lamiales, Oleaceae. The transcript is spliced from 5 exons. Gene Ontology annotation, cellular component: lysosome.